AUGUUCUGUCCUUCCCAUUCUCAUCUAUUCACUCUCUCACUCAUCGCUCCUCCUCUCCUAUCUCCUCUCUCAUCCCUCGUUCUCUCUCAUCUCAUCUAUUCUCUCUGCUUGUCUGCACCUCCCUCGAUCGAUCAUUCUUCAGGUCUCCAGGCGUUUCCCCUCUAUGCAGGGUUGCCAGCUGGGGACGUUGAGGCAGCGUUUGCACCCACCCUUCGAGGUCGGAGGAAGGUGCUAGUGGCAACAAACAUUGCAGAGACGUCUCUCACCAUUGAGGGAAUAGUGUACGUGGUCGACUGUGGCUUUGUUAAGCAGCGGUUUUUCGACCCUGUGUCAAACGUGGAUGCGUUGCUGCUGGUGCCCGUGUCACGAGCAUCAGCGCAGCAGAGGGCAGGCAGGGCGGGGCGAGUGAGGCCCGGGAAAUGCUACAGACUAUACACAGAGCACAGCUACAUGACAGACCUUGCCGCCCACACGAUCCCGGAGAUCCAGCGAUCAGAUCUCACAGCAACAGUGCUGCAGCUCAAGUCCCUCGGCAUCGACAACAUCAUGCGAUUUGAUUGGCUCUCGCCGCCCGCGCCGUCCGCCAUGAUCCGCGCACUAGAGACGCUCUUUGCCAUCCGGGCGCUGGAUAUGGACGGCAGACUGACCAAGCCUGUUGGAGUCCAGCUGGCAGAGUUUCCUCUGGACCCUCUGGUUGCCUUCAUGCUGCUUGUGUCCGCCAACGCACCUGGCACCUCCGCUGAUGGUGCUACUGCUGGCACUGCGAUGAAGAGUGGAGGCGGGGGAGGUGGCUUGGGUGGGAAAGAUGAGGACGAGGAUGCGGAGGAAGACGGAGAUGGGGAGGAGGCUGAUGGUUGCUCUGAGGAGAUGUGUACAGUUGCUGCGUCGCUUUGUGUGCAGUCCGUGUGGGUGGGCAGCAGCGGCAGGCAGAGGGAGUCAGACAGACUCAAAGAACGAUUUGCUGCUGCAGAGGGCGACUUUGUCUCUUACCUGAACGUGUAUGAGGGCUUCACUCGCAGUGGGCGGUCACCCAAGUGGUGCCACGCCAAUGGCAUUAACUAUCAGGCCAUGCUGCGAGUGGAUGACGUGAGGGGGCAGCUGAGGAGGGGGCUCAGGCGUCUGGGGCUGAAGCUGCUGUCAUGCCGGGGAGACGUCAUGGUGGGUGGGGUGGGUCGCUCUCAUUGCCUUCCCUUCUCUCCUCCUCUCCCUUGUUUUGAGUCGACUCAAAUCAAGGCUCUCUAUGUGGCGCCUCAAAACUCCCCUGUUUUCUCUCUUCCGCUCUCCCCUCCGCCAACCCCCCCCUCCUCCACUCCACCAGCUACUCCAGCGGGCAGCGGCAGCAUCUCUCUUCGUGAAUGCUGCUCAGCUUAUGGUAAGAUGAGCGUAUAG
This is a messenger RNA of Closterium sp. Naga37s-1, 1389 nucleotides long. The record is from the annotation of a GenBank genome assembly. NCBI's taxonomy places the organism in Eukaryota, Viridiplantae, Streptophyta, Zygnematophyceae, Desmidiales, Closteriaceae.